CGAAGUUUUUACUAACGUUUGUACGUAAAUUUAUUUACAAUGGCUUCUCUAACAUUACCAAUAAGUAUUUCUGAAGUCAAUUCUUUGAGUGAUGAACAGUUUGAGUCUGUGUUCGCUAACGUUAUUGAAUUAUGGCCGAAUGCAGCUAAAGAAGUAAAAAAGCAGAGGCCUUUCCAAAAUGUAUCUGUACUUUGUGAAGCAUUCCAAACGUAUUUGGAGGAUAUUAAGGUGGGAGAUAAGCUGACGAUACUGAAGCUGCACCCUGACCUAGCGGGACGGCUAGCGGCGCGUGGUCAGUUGACAGCAGAGUCUGCUGGCGAACAGCGUGCAGCUGGGCUGGAAGAACUGACGCCUGAGCAGAUGAAACUCAUGGAUGAGAGUAACCAAAGGUACAAAGCUAAAUUCGACUUUCCCUUCAUUAUUUGCGCAAGGGAAAAUAAAGUACAGUCAAUAAUUGAAGGCCUACAACGUCGGUACAAUAAUAAUAGGGAGCAAGAAAUCACAACUGGUAUCAAUGAGGUGAAGAAAAUUUGUAAGCUCAGAAUACUUGACUUUGUAAAGAACUGA
Molecule: messenger RNA, 567 nt
Organism: Spodoptera exigua (beet armyworm)
Lineage: Eukaryota; Metazoa; Arthropoda; Insecta; Lepidoptera; Noctuidae
Source: the annotation of a GenBank genome assembly